This is a messenger RNA of Aspergillus nomiae NRRL 13137, 1707 nucleotides long. Its product is annotated as glycoside hydrolase family 13 protein. The annotation marks the transcript as partial. Gene Ontology annotation, biological process: oligosaccharide catabolic process. Lineage: Eukaryota; Fungi; Ascomycota; Eurotiomycetes; Eurotiales; Aspergillaceae. The transcript has 3 exons. The record is from RefSeq and is a predicted model, not a curated record. Gene Ontology annotation, molecular function: alpha-amylase activity.
GAAAAGUGCACACUGUCUAGACGCACACACACGAUGGCCAAACCCGCCGCCCAGAUCCACCGCGCCUGGUGGAAGGAAAGCUCCGUAUAUCAGAUCUGGCCCUGCUCGUUCAAGGACUCCAACGAUGAUGGUAUCGGCGAUAUUCCCGGGAUCAUUUCUAAGCUCGACUACAUCAAGAACCUCGGCAUUGAUAUUGUCUGGCUCUGUCCCUCGUAUAAGUCGCCCCAGGUGGACAUGGGCUACGAUAUCGCUGAUUACUACGACAUCGCCGAUGAAUACGGCACGGUCGCAGAUGUGGAAAACUUGAUCAAGGGCUGCCAUGAACGCGGCAUGAAGCUCCUCAUGGACCUAGUCGUGAACCACACCAGUGACCAGCAUGAGUGGUUCAAGCAGUCGCGUAGCUCCAAGGAUAACGAGUAUCGGAAUUGGUACAUCUGGCGGCCGGCCAGGUAUGACGAGCAGGGAAACCGCCAGCCGCCGAACAACUGGGUGUCGCAUUUCCAGGGGAGCGCAUGGGAGUGGGAUGAGCAUACACAGGAAUACUAUCUGCAUCUGUACGCCACAGAGCAGCCAGAUCUCAACUGGGAGCAUCCGCCGGUUCGCAAGGCCGUCCACGAUAUUAUGCGCUUUUGGCUGGACAAGGGCGCCAACGGGUUCCGCAUGGACGUGAUCAACUUCAUCAGCAAGGACCAGCGUUUCCCGGAUGCCCCAAUCCACGACCCCCGUACCCCUUGGCAAUGGGGUGACAAGUACUAUGCCAAUGGGCCUCGGUUGCACGAAUACUUCCAGGAGCUUGGCAAGAUUCUGAAGGAGUAUGAUACGUUCAGUGUGGGUGAGAUGCCCUUCGUGAAGGAUACGCAAGAGGUGCUUCGAGCGGUGCAGUAUGACCGGAAUGAGCUCAAUAUGAUCUUCAACUUUGAGCAUGUCGACAUUGACCAUGGUACAUACGAUAAAUUUGAGCCAGGUAGUUGGAAGCUCACCGACUUGAAAUCUUUCUUUGAGAGGUGGCAGAAGUUCAUGUAUGAGAAUGAUGGCUGGAACGCCCUGUACUGGGAGAACCACGACCAGCCGCGGUCGGUCGAUCGGUACACCAAUGCAAAGGAAGAAGACCGAGUUAUUGCAUCCAAGAUGCUGGCCACGAUUUUGGCAUUGAAAGCUGGGUCUCCGUUUGUAUACCAGGGCCAGGAGAUUGGCAUGGGGAACGUGCCUCUCGAAUGGGACAUUGAAGAGUACAAGGAUAUCGACUGCCUCAACCACUGGAAGAGUCCAAUGGCUGAUGCACCAAACGGCGGAUUCACCGGCCCCAACGUCAAGCCCUGGAUGUCUGUCAACCCGAACUACGCUCGCGGCAUCAACGCCGAGGCCCAGGUCAACGACCCCAACUCAACCUACAGCUACUGGGCGUCAGUGCUCGGGCUCCGCAAGAAAUACGUGGACAUCUUUGUAUAUGGAAACUACGAGCUGGUCGACCGGGAUAGCCAGGAGAUCUUCGCGUAUACCCGCCAGUAUGAAGACCAGAAGGCGCUGGUGUUGGCCAACUGGACUGACGGCACAUUGGAGUGGGAUUCUUUUUCGAAUGGUGUGAAGGGAGUAAAGGAAGUGUUGUUAAACACAUACGACAGCGCAAGCGAUGCGAAGGACAGGUUUUCUGGCUCCAAGUGGUCUCUUCGUCCAUAUGAGGCUGUGGUGCUGCUCAUUGAGGCCUAA